AUGAAGUCCUACUCGAGCCCCGUGGCGGGCGAGGGCGCAUGGAUGGGUGGGGCAACGACAAGUAGCGCAGCAGCAGCAGCAGCAGCAGCAGCAGCAGAAGGGAGCACGGCCACAGGCAAUUUGUCUGCGCCCGCCAGCCAGCUCAAUUCACCGGCAGUGGCCGACGCCAACAAUGGCGCAUCCGCCCACGGUAGCGGUCUCGGCCUCGGCCCGGGCCUCCAUCCCCACCAAGUCGCUUUCGGCACCUCGCCCGGCGCGCACUCGGACCUCUCCAACGAGGCAAACUACCACGGCUCCUCGGCACAGCACUCGUCGCCCAGCCUCACCGACUUCUCUGGAGGCUACCAGCAUCCCAACCACCACCUCCAGCACCAGCCCCAGCCCCUUCCCCACCAAACUCAGCAACACACCGCCACCUAUCCCUACCAGCAGCAGCAGCACCAGCACCAGCACCAGCAGCAGCACCAGCAGCAGGCCUACCGCCAGUCCUACGGCGACGACGCCGCCGACCACGGCCUCCAGCCCUCGCCCUACCGCAUGUCGGCCAACGACAACCCCGAAUCCAGACCCAGCCUGCAGUCGGUACGCUCCGUCCACCAUGACCCAAACAGCGCCGCCACAAACGCGCCGCAGAGCCCUUCCAGCUACGUCGACACCAUCGGCGGCGGCUACGGCAGCGCAGCCGUCACUCCGUCCGCCGCAGACACCUCGACCGCCACCUCGCGCUCGGCAGGCGUCGGCGGCACCCCGGGUGCCAUGGCCUCGUCGACCAGCUUCGCAGACAUUAGCCACACCGGCGGCACCGUCGGCUCCAAUGGCAUGAUCCACGCACCUGCCACGCUGGGCGGACCCGUGGUCGGGAGCAGCAGCGCCGGCGGCAACGGCAACGGCAACGGCGCGGUCGGCUCUGGCGGAGCCGCAGCGCUCGGCCCACCGAUGGACGAGAUCGUCCCGACAUCGUUCGACGAAGGCAUGCUGCGCGCCCUGUGCGACAUCGACUGCGGCAUGCCCCUGCUCUUUGACCGCAUCAAGCAGAGCAUGGUCUCGGCGCGCGAGGCCGCCACCUUUCUCAAGAAGCGCGCGGCCAUCGAGGAGGAGUACGCCCGCAACCUCACCAAGCUCGCGCGCUCCACGCUCGAAACCUACUCGAUGAGCGACGCAAAGGCCGGCAGCUACGUCGGCUCGUGGCAGUCGAUGAUGAAGACGCACGAGGCCGUCGCCGACAACCGCAUCCGCUUCGCCUCGAAGCUGACCGAGAUGAGCGACGAGCUCAACAACCUCGCCCGCGAGGUCGACAAGAGCCGCAAGCAGACAAAGGAGACGGGGCAGCGCCUCGAAAAGAACCUCACCGACGCAGAGGUCGGCGUCGAAAAGGCCCGGGCGCGCUUCGACGCCACCGCCGAGGACCUCGAGCGCCUGCUGCUGCUCAAGUCGGGCGAGUCGACCAAGGGCGGCGAGCUGGCGCCGGGAGGCAAGCGGACGCUGGGCAAGGCCAUCGGCAAGAGCGGCCUGCUGUUCAAGAACAAGAACCCGCAGCAGAUCCUCAAGCAGGAGGAAGAGAUCCGCGCGCGGACGUCCAACGCCAGCGACGCCUUCCGCAAAGAGGUGCUCAGCACGCAGGGCAUCCGGCAGGAAUACUUCAACCUGCAGCUGCCCCGGAUCCUGCGCUCGCUCAAGGAGAGCGCCGAGGAGAUCGACAACGGCACCCAGUACCACCUGGCGCGGUACGCCUUCCUGUUCGAGAGCACGCUGCUCAACGACGGCAUGGCCAUCAGCCCCGUGGGGACGGAUCCGUCGGCGGCGACGGCCGUCGCACCGGGCCUCAAGGCCGCCGUCGAGGCCAUCGACAACCGCGCCGACUUCAAGUCGUACCUGCAAAACUACCAGGUGGUCCACGGAUCGAGCUACCGGGGGCCGCGGCGCGAAGGGCCCUACGAGGAGGGCUUCCUGCCCUCGGUCAUGUCGCCCAACGCCGGGACCGCGGGUGGAUCGGCCUCGAAGGGCGCGCAGGCCCGCUCGGCGCCGACGCGGCCCAUCUUCGGCGUCGACCUGGCCGACCAGAUGGCGCGGGACGGCGUCGACGUGCCGCCGAUCCUCGAAAAGUGUGCCGAGGCCAUCGAGGCCAACGGCCUGACGUCGAUGGGCAUCUACCGGCUGAGCGGCACCACGUCCAAGGUGCAGCGGCUCAAGGCCAAGUUCAACGACGACUGGGAGACCGUCCAGCUGGCCGACGACGCCGAGGCCAUGGGCGACAUCAACAUUGUCGCGGGCUGCCUCAAGCUCUGGUUCCGCGAGCUGCCCGAGCCGUUGCUCACCCACGACCUCUACGCCGGCUUCAUCGAGGCGGCCAAGGUGGAGAACGAGCGGCUGCGCCACAUUCGCCUGCACGAGCGCGUCAAUGAGCUGCCGGACGCCAACUACGCCACGUUGAAGUUCCUCAUGGCACACCUCGACCGCAUCAAGUCCGAAGAGCACCACAACCAGAUGUCGGCGUCGAACCUGGCCAUCGUAUUCGGGCCGACGCUCCUCAGCCCGCCGCCGACGGGGGCAUCGAGCGGCGGCGGCGGCGCUGGAAUGGACGGGAGCGCCAACGGCGGCGCUGCGGGCACGGCGGGCGGCGCCGGCGGCGGUGGCGGAAUGCACCUGCAGGACAUGAGCUUCCAGUGCCGCGCCGUCGAGACCAUCUUGGAAAAGUAUCGGGAGAUCUUUGUCGACGAGGGCGAAGAGUAG
This is a messenger RNA of Pseudozyma flocculosa PF-1, 2730 nucleotides long. RefSeq lists its product as uncharacterized. The record is from RefSeq and is a predicted model, not a curated record. The coding region runs from base 1 to 2730 and encodes 909 amino acids. Gene Ontology annotation, cellular component: cytoplasm. The transcript is spliced from 3 exons. NCBI's taxonomy places the organism in Eukaryota, Fungi, Basidiomycota, Ustilaginomycetes, Ustilaginales, Ustilaginaceae. Gene Ontology annotation, biological process: regulation of GTPase activity; signal transduction.